This is a messenger RNA of Orbicella faveolata, 1904 nucleotides long. Its product is annotated as succinate--CoA ligase [GDP-forming] subunit beta, mitochondrial-like. Gene Ontology annotation, biological process: tricarboxylic acid cycle; succinyl-CoA metabolic process. Gene Ontology annotation, molecular function: ATP binding; succinate-CoA ligase (GDP-forming) activity. The record is from RefSeq and is a predicted model, not a curated record. Gene Ontology annotation, cellular component: mitochondrion; succinate-CoA ligase complex. NCBI's taxonomy places the organism in Eukaryota, Metazoa, Cnidaria, Anthozoa, Scleractinia, Merulinidae.
UUCUUUCGAAAUUCAAGAUGGCGGCGUUGACGCGCGCUGGAAGUUUACCUUCUAUUUGUAGAAAAUGCGCUGGGUUAACGAACAGAUUUUGGCUUCGAUCUCCACAGGCCAGUGCAGUAAGUGUUAUCCCUGUCAGAUGGUUGAACCUCCAGGAAUUCCAGAGCAAGAAAUUAAUGGCUGAUAAUGGUCUUCAUGUGCAGAGAUUUAAAGUUGCAGAAAAUGCAAAAGAAGCAGUUGACAUUGCUAAGGAAUUAAAUGCAAAAGAAUUUGUACUAAAGGCGCAAAUCCUUGCUGGUGGCAGAGGAAAAGGGACAUUCACAAGUGGCCUACAGGGUGGUGUUCAUUUGACAACAGACCCAGACAAAAUUGGAAAAUUAACAGAACAAAUGGUGGGUUACAACUUAACAACCAAACAAACACCACCAGAAGGAGUGCUGGUAAAAAAGGUAAUGGUUGCAGAGAGUUAUGAUAUCGCACGUGAGACAUACCUGGCCAUUUUAAUGGACAGAAGCUAUCAGGGACCUGUCAUUGUCGGCAGUCCUAAGGGUGGAGUGGACAUCGAAGAAGUUGCCAAGAAUACGCCAGAACAUAUACACAAGGUGGCCGUUAACAUAUUCAAAGGAAUCCAAGACAAAGACGCCAGAUAUCUUGCAGAGAAAUUGGAAUUUAAAGGGCCUCUGUUAGAACAAGCUGUGGAGCAGAUAAAGUUACUCUAUGAACUCUUCCUUAAAGUUGAUGCUACACAAGUAGAAAUCAAUCCAUUUGGAGAAACACCUGAUGGCAAAGUUGUCUGCUUUGAUGCCAAGUUCAACUUUGAUGACUGUGCCAGGUUCCGACAGAAAGAAGUGUUUGCUAUGGAUGAUCAGAGUGAAAGUGACCCUCGAGAAGUGGAAGCUGGAAAAUAUGACCUCAAUUACAUUGGUCUAGAUGGAGACAUUGCUUGCCUAGUGAAUGGUGCUGGCUUAGCUAUGGCAACAAUGGACAUUAUCAAACUUCACGGGGGUACCCCAGCUAAUUUCUUAGAUCUUGGGGGUGGGGUACAGGAGGAAGGUGUGUUUCAAGCCUUCAACAUUGUAACAAAGGAUCCUAGAGUGAAGUCGAUUUUAGUGAAUAUUUUCGGUGGGAUUGUUGACUGCUCCAUUGUCGCAAACGGAAUCACUUCGGCUUACAAAAGACUCAAUGUAAAUGUCCCUGUCGUAGUACGGUUAGAAGGCAGAAAUGUGGAAAGCGCCAAACGCAUUCUUACCGAGAGUGGAAUGCCGCUCAUUGUAGCAGAUGAUAUGGACGACGCAGCUAGAAAGGCCGUCAUAAGCCUUGUGGACUGAUACAAUACUGAUGAAAACUGUGAAUAAGACUUUGCAGGAGCUACUUGACUGGUAGCGCCACGUGAAAAUUUGAGCCGAAAGUUUUCAAAUCCGUCACAAUCUUUCUCAAUCUUAGCCAGCCGUAUUCCUUUUUGUUUUGUUUUUUUAUUGUUAUUACUUCAUUAAUAGCUUUGUACUCUACUCAACUAUCAUUUUGAGGAAAUGGCGCCAAUUUGAAGGACAUUUGUACACUGAAAAAAGUUACAUCUCUACAUAGAUGGCUCCUUUAACAAUCCAACGACGAAGAAGGAUGAAUUCUUGGUUAUAUUAUCCGAAUUAGAAGAUAUGAACGACAGCAUCCAAGAACUGUAUAGCAGUAAUAUAAUGUCCGAACGUCGCGAAUUAAUUCGCCUUCGUUGGUUUCUUCCCAAGAAGAGCGACUUUUUAAUCAAUCCUGUUGUAGGAAAAACAACAAAUUUGCUGUGCAAAUGAAAAGGAGUUUUUGAAGGCAUCCACGAGAAAAACGCUUUUUAUCCUACAGUGUAACGACACUGCAUUUUAUACCAUGUCUUAGAAAAUACAGUCAAUCAGAAUACUGGA